AUGGUCUUAGCCGAACUCGGGUCGAGACUACAGGAAGCGUUAGCGAAGCUAAACCGGACGACGGUAGUUGAUGAUGAAGCACUCAAUGCUCUGCUUAAAGAGAUCUGUGGGGCACUGCUCCAGUCGGAUGUGCAGGUAAGUCUUGUGCGCCAACUCCGCGACAAUGUCAAGCUGGCUGUGAAUCUCGAGGACGUGAGUUCGGGCAUGUAUCGCCGCCGCCUCAUCCAGAAGUCAGUGGUUGAUCAGCUGGUACAGAUGCUGCAGCCUGAGGCUGAGCCCUACAAAAUGAAGAAAGGUCAGAGCAACGUCAUUAUGUUUGUAGGACUUCAGGGCAGUGGCAAGACUACAAGCAUUGCCAAGUUCGCGCACUACUACCAGCGUAAAGGCUGGAAGACCUGUAUGGUCUGUGCAGAUACGUUUCGUGCUGGAGCUUUUGACCAGCUAAAGCAAAAUUCUACCAAGCUGCGCAUCCCAUUUUACGGCAGCUACACGGAGGCCGACCCUGUUCGGAUUGCAGAGGAAGGUGUGGCUCAGUUCAGAGCUGAGAACUAUGAACUGAUUCUUGUGGAUACUAGUGGUCGUCAUAAACAGGAGACGGAUUUGUUUGCAGAGAUGAAAGAGGUCUCGGCGGCGGUAAAGCCAGACGAUGUCGUGUUUGUCAUGGACUCGACCAUCGGUCAGGCUGUUUUUGACCAGGCCAAAGCUUUCCGUCAGAUGGUGGAUGUACGCAGUGUGAUAAUUACCAAACUGGAUGGUCAUGCCAAGGGAGGAGGUGCUCUUAGUGCCGUGGCGGCCACCGGGUCGCCCAUCGUUUUCUACGGUACAGGUGAACACUUUGCGGACUUUGAGUCGUUUAAUGCCCAGAGCUUUGUGAGUCGUCUAAUGGGAAUGGGAGACAUCAGGGGGUUGAUGGAGGAAGUGAAAACUAGCGGCAUGCUCGACAAUCGCGAUGAGUUGGUCGAAAAGUUCCAGAAGGGCGUAUUUACGUUGCGUGACAUGUACAAACAGUUUCAGAGCGUUAUGAAGAUGGGUCCGCUGAGUAAAGUCAUGUCAAUGAUUCCUGGACUGCCUCAGGGCAUGAACGAGAUGAUGAACAUGGGCGGAGGGGAGGAGGAAUCUUCGAAACGGCUUCGACGGUUCCUCUUCAUGAUGGACAGUAUGACGGAUGCCGAGCUCGAUGGUGUCGUCCCGCUUUCGGAAUCGCGCCAGACGCGAGUUGCACGUGGCUCGGGUUGCCAAGUUUAUGAGGUGGAGUUCUUAUUGAAGUGCCACAAGCAGUUUGCGACUGUUGUGAGCCGCAUGGGAAAAAGUGGCCUUAUGAAGACGGGGGACGCCGCGCUUGGCAAGCAGAUGACCCGCAACCCGAACGCUGUGAUGCAGCAGCUUUCCAAGGUCAUGGACCCCAAGAUGUUGGCACAGAUGGGUGGACCGCAGAACAUGAUGCGGAUGAUGAAGCAGAUGAAAGGCAUAGACUCCAACUCACAAAGCGAUAUGACCCAAAUGGCUCAGGACAUGCCGUUUUAA
Messenger RNA from Peronospora farinosa, 1524 nucleotides. The record is from the annotation of a GenBank genome assembly. NCBI's taxonomy places the organism in Eukaryota, Oomycota, Peronosporomycetes, Peronosporales, Peronosporaceae.